Molecule: messenger RNA, 1659 nt
Organism: Dermacentor albipictus
Lineage: Eukaryota; Metazoa; Arthropoda; Arachnida; Ixodida; Ixodidae
Product: sulfotransferase ssu-1-like
Biological process (GO): sulfation
Cellular component (GO): cytoplasm
Molecular function (GO): sulfotransferase activity
Source: RefSeq, a predicted model, not a curated record
CAGCAUGCAGUAUACGCAUUGCCUUGCAAGCGUUUGCUCCUAAAACACCCACCCAACCGCACUAGUUACCGCCGUUGGGGUUUCCUAAAAUUUUUGGGAAGAAGCUUUGGUAAUCCCUCCUAUGGCAAACUUGGUCUGAUCAACACCCUCACCAACGCGCAGCACACCCAAUCGUCCUCAAGGAGCUGCUUCAGCGCGCCAAUAGACUGAUUCGCCACAAAUUCUGUGCACCAGCUCAAGCAAAGUGGUCCCCUGAAAGAGAUAUAACCGAAAUGGCCAGCGACGCCUUCACGUACAUCGAGGGCCUUCACAUUGCCAAGUGUUUUCCCGAAGACGCUGUCCGAUCAACCAUAGCCUACAAACCGCAACCGGAAGACCUGUUCAUCGUGACUUACCCCAAAUGCGGUACCUCCUGGAUGCAGCAGAUAGUGUACAACAUCCUCAUGGAUGGCAACGUGCCCGACGACAAAACGGACGCCGUACUGCGCCUGCCAUUUCUCGAGAUCCAAGGAGCCGACGCCGCUGUUCACGCUCUCAAGCCCGGAGCGUUCAAGACCCACCUGCCCUUCUGGCUGCACCCUUACUCACCCGAUGCCAGGUACAUCUACGUUGCCAGGAACCCGUACGACUGCUGCGUGUCGUUCUAUCACCACACCAGGAACUUCCCUAUGUACUACUAUGAAAACGGGACGUUCGAUGACUUUCUCGACAAGUUUGUCAACGGUAAAGUGGACUUCGGUGACUACUUCGACCACCUCUUGUCGUGGUAUGAACAUCGCAAUGACGCUAACGUGCUCUUUGUCACUUUCGAAGACAUCAAGCAGGACACGAGAGCUUGGAUACUUCACGUGGCAGAGUUCAUGGGUGAUGCUUACGGAGCUAACCUUCGCGAAGACGCCGCCUUACUGGACAAGAUCGUGGAGGCCGUUUCUUUCGAAAACAUGAAGCGCCCUCUGAAUUCGAAGUACGAUGCCGACAAGACAAAACAUGACACGGUUGAGCAUAGCUCCAAUAAGGACCCGUCUUCAGAGGCAAAAGAGUGGCACCCGACGUUGCUGAAGAGCCUCGAGGCUUUCAAAACAUUCUUCGCCAAACCUAUGAAGGGAAACUUCGCGCGAAAGGGCAUCGUAGGCGACUGGAAAGAGCACUUUAGCGAUGAUCAUGUAACUAAGAUGAAGCUGUACAUCGCUUCGAAGACAGCUGGAACCGACGUGAUGAGCCUUUGGCCAGACAUUCCUGUCAACUAAUCUGAGCACCGUCGAAUAAAGUUAAGGUAGCCGGAAUGGUAGUGGCUUGCGCAGGAGCCAAUUUACGGCUCAACGUUGGUGCGGGAGAGGGACCGUCGUUAAAUAGUGGAAGCCGUUAGGGCACUUAAUAGUAGGUGUCGGCCACGUUAUUACAAAAGUAUGAUUGCAUAGCUGCUAAAUACACAAUUUUGCACUUUCAAUACUGAAUUCAUUGUUACACAAUAGGAGUCGUUCAGAGUUCGCAAGUAAAAAAUGUGCGUUCAUCGAAUAAUAAACUUAUUAAACCAGAAUCGUCAGAGAAAUGUUUUUCUGGGUGAAACCACAAUCCUGUCAGCUGUUGCACUCCUUUUUGCAACAUGACUGCUUGUUGGCCUAGUUGGUGCUUGCUAAAAGACAUGUUCUUGCUGCGAAA